Molecule: messenger RNA, 2613 nt
Organism: Nerophis lumbriciformis (worm pipefish)
Lineage: Eukaryota; Metazoa; Chordata; Actinopteri; Syngnathiformes; Syngnathidae
Source: RefSeq, a predicted model, not a curated record
AUGUAUCCCACUGCCGGAGCUACAGAGAUGUUUGAGGGACCCCGUUCUUCUGGGUCAGCCAGUUCUGAUCCGCCAUCUUCCCCAGUGCCAGAGUAUGUGUUCAAGCCACCCUCAAGGCCAGAUUUUGGCACCAUGGGCAGGACAAUCAAACUCCAGGCCAAUUUCUUCGAGAUGGAAAUCCCUAAACUGGAAGUGUACCAUUAUGACAUUGACAUCAAGCCAGAAAAAUGUCCCAGGAGGGUCAACCGUGAAAUUGUGGAGCACAUGGUCCAGCACUUUAAAACCCAGAUUUUUGGGGAUCGAAAGCCAGUGUAUGACGGCAGGAAGAACCUGUACACAGCCAUGCCUUUGCCAAUCGGCAGAGAUAAAGUGGAGCUUGAAGUGACCAUUCCAGGAGAAGGAAAGGACCGUAGCUUCAAAGUGUCCAUUAAGUGGGUUUCCUGCGUCAGCCUGCAAGCUUUGCACGAGGCGCUGUCGGGUCGGUUACCCAGUGUCCCAUUUGAGACCAUUCAAGCUCUAGAUGUGGUCAUGAGACAUUUGCCCUCUAUGAGGUAUACUCCAGUGGGUCGUUCUUUCUUCACUCCCUCAGAGGGUUGUUCAAACCCACUGGGUGGUGGCAGAGAGGUGUGGUUUGGCUUCCACCAAUCUGUCAGGCCUUCCCUUUGGAAAAUGAUGCUGAAUAUUGAUGUUUCGGCCACCGCGUUUUAUAAAGCUCAGCCUGUCAUUGAGUUCAUGUGCGAGGUCUUGGAUUUCAAAAGCAUUGAAGAACAACAGAAGCCCUUAACAGACUCUCAAAGAGUUAAAUUUACCAAAGAAAUUAAAGGCCUGAAAGUAGAAAUCACACAUUGUGGGCAGAUGAAGAGGAAAUACAGAGUGUGCAAUGUGACUAGAAGACCAGCCAGCCAUCAAACGUUCCCCCUGCAACAGGAAAACGGCCAAACAAUUGAAUGCACCGUGGCGCAGUACUUCAAAGAUAAGUACAAACUAAUGCUGCGAUACCCGCACCUGCCAUGUCUACAGGUGGGCCAGGAGCAAAAGCACACCUAUCUACCUCUAGAGGUGUGUAACAUAGUUGCUGGACAGCGCUGUAUCAAAAAACUGACAGACAAUCAGACCUCAACCAUGAUCCGAGCCACGGCUAGAUCGGCACCAGACCGUCAGGAUGAAAUUAGUAAACUGAUGAGAAGCGCCAACUUCAACACCGACCCAUACGUUCGUGAAUUCGGAGUGAUGGUGAGGGACGAGAUGACUGAAGUGAACGGCCGUGUCCUGCAAGCACCCUCCAUUCUGUAUGGAGGCAGGAACAAGGCGAUCGCCACGCCAAUCCAGGGUGUUUGGGACAUGAGGAACAAGCAGUUCCACACCGGUAUUGAAAUCAAAGUGUGGGCUAUUGCGUGCUUUGCGCCGCAGAGACAGUGCACUGAACUUUUGCUCAAAGCAUUCACGGAUCAGCUCAGGAAGAUCUCCCGAGAUGCAGGCAUGCCCAUUCAGGGUCAGCCCUGCUUCUGCAAGUACGCCCAGGGCGCGGACAGCGUGGAGCCCAUGUUCAGACACCUCAAGUACACAUUCCAAGGUCUACAGCUAGUUGUCGUCAUCCUACCAGGGAAGACUCCAGUCUACGCUGAAGUGAAGCGCGUCGGAGAUACAGUCCUCGGCAUGGCCACGCAGUGCGUGCAGGUGAAGAACGUGCAGAAGACAACACCGCAGACCCUCUCCAACCUCUGUCUGAAGAUUAAUGUCAAGCUGGGUGGCGUCAACAACAUCCUGCUUCCUCAGGGACGGCCGUUGGUGUUUCAGCAGCCCGUCAUCUUUCUUGGUGCUGAUGUAACUCAUCCUCCUGCAGGAGAUGGAAAGAAGCCCUCUAUUGCAGCUGUUGUAGGUAGCAUGGACGCCCACCCCAGCCGAUACUGCGCCACCGUUCGGGUCCAGCAGCACCGUCAGGACAUCAUCCAGGACCUUGCCACCAUGGUGAGAGAGCUACUCAUUCAGUUCUACAAGUCCACCCGAUUCAAGCCCACCAGAAUCAUCUACUACCGGGAUGGGAUCUCUGAAGGCCAGUUCAAUCAGGUUCUUCAGCACGAACUCCUAGCAAUCCGCGAGGCCUGCAUUAAACUGGAGAAGGAUUACCAGCCUGGUAUCACUUUUGUGGUGGUCCAGAAGAGGCACCACACCAGGCUGUUCUGUACAGAAAGGAAUGAGAGGGUUGGGAAGAGCGGCAACAUUCCCGCAGGCACGACAGUGGACACAAAAAUCACUCACCCAUCUGAAUUCGAUUUCUACCUUUGCAGUCACGCUGGCAUUCAGGGUACCAGCCGACCGUCUCACUACCACGUGCUCUGGGACGACAAUCACUUCUCCUCCGACGAGCUGCAGGUGCUCACCUACCAGCUGUGCCACACGUACGUGCGAUGCACCCGCUCCGUUUCCAUCCCGGCGCCGGCCUACUACGCCCACUUGGUAGCAUUCCGCGCUCGCUAUCACUUGGUGGACAAAGAGCACGACAGCGCUGAGGGGAGCCACACAUCAGGUCAAAGCAACGGACGGGACCAACAAGCCUUGGCUAAAGCUGUUCAAAUCCACCAGGACACCCUGCGCACAAUGUACUUCGCCUGA